GUGAGACUUUCUACGAACCACUUGAUGGCAGAACAUCCGGAUGAGAAUGAGCCAACACUAGACAUAUCAGCGCCAUUUGGUCCGGUCCUGACACCUCCAAUACUACAAGAUGCGAAUAUUCCUCCGCCAGAGACUUGCGUUAUAUGUCUCGAACACAUCUCCGAGAAAGCGAUAGCCCUGCCUUGUCGCCACGAGCAAUUCGAUUUCCCCUGCCUGGGCACAUGGCUUCAGCGCCAGCAAGUAUGUCCGCUAUGCAAGAGACAAGUCAAGGCCAUCAGAUUCAACUCCGGUGAAGGUGAAAGAGAUAAGGGAGGAAGCCAGGUCUUCUACCUUCCCGAAGCAGAGCCCUCGUCCUCGGAGAGGCGACGCUUCAGCACCGCAGCAGCGGCCACUGCACGACAUCGACGGGCAAGACAUGAACGAUCAUACGCAAGAGGAGGGCGACGCACACCUGCAGUGCCGUCCGCACAAGGGUCGAAGGACACUUCGCUCGAUGCCCGCAGGCAAGUCUACCGCCACAAGCUCUACUCUCUCCACGUCGGAACGAACCGUAUAUCUCGAUACCGAAACCUCACGCCGGCAUCUUUUACAAAGGAUGAGCGUCUGACAUCUCGGGCACGCAUGUGGAUACGUCGCGAAUUGCAAGUCUUCGACUUCUUGAACUCCAGUUCCCCUUCAUCUUCAAGCUCGGUCGCUGGAGGAGACCGACGAGCAAACAAUGCCGACUUUCUGCUAGAAUACAUCAUCGCCAUUCUCAAAUCAAUCGAUCUGAAAGGGAGCACGGGACAAGCCGAGGAAUUGUUAAAGGACUUUCUGGGCAGAGAGAAUACGAGGUUGUUCCUGCAUGACCUUGAAGCAUGGUUACGCAGUCCGUACGAGCAUCUGAGAGACUGGGACCGCGCCGUUCAAUAUCCAGCGCUGGCGGGUACAGAGUAUGAGGACACCACAUCUGAAUCGCAUUGUCGCCAUAGCGAGCUAAGCUCUUCUUCGGACCAGCGACACCAACGAAACGACGACAGGACGGCGACUGUGCCUCGAUGGUUUUCUGAUGAAUUCGUGCUCGGAGGCGAUGAUCACCGCAAUAGACCAAGUUGAGACGGAGAGCUUGAUGAACUUAGCUUUACCACUUCAAGCCACCGCCCCUGCUAAGGUAGUUUCUGCUUCAUAUGAAAGCAGUACUUGGCCAAGCAUAAUCUCGUACUUUCGCCACAGUCAUACACGAAUCGUAUGUCAGCCAAAAGGGCGGUCCGAAGAUAUCGCCACUCGACCGACUGAAGAGACGUAUAAGCUCGCGACAAGGCGAGCUCGAAUCCAUGUUGUUCAUCUGAUUGCGGGAGAAGCCGAAAAAGCUGCCACUCCUGCAACCAAGAGGGUUGGUUGUUGAAAUCACCAUCCUUCGCUCAUCCCACCCAUCACCGAUGAAGCAGGGGGUCAGAGCAUUGACGGGUCGAGGAGAAACUGUGGCCUUUCACACAUAUACCGUGCGGAAAGGGCAGAAUGUCGCGUCUGGUGAUGGAAGGGUGUUAUCAGACGAGUGAUGGUUAUGUCAUUGGCAGUCAGCAGCAACAUCACCCUCGUUAGCUGUAUGAGACUGAUGGAGUGACAAGCAGCAGGCCGCAGUAUUCUCUGAAUAGUCGAAUCUACUUGAGACGCUCGAGAGCUAUGCGGUAUGUCAUGAGCAAAGUGGGACGUGCUUCGUUUGACGCGCCUGAGAGCCAUGCGGUUUGCCACGAGUCGAGUGGGAACGUGCCUUGUUUGAACACUCCAAGCUUGUCCUUUGAACAAAUAAGUCAUCAAUUCAAUGUUGAAUUGUACAUAUUA
Exophiala xenobiotica is the source of this 1821-nucleotide messenger RNA. RefSeq lists its product as uncharacterized. NCBI's taxonomy places the organism in Eukaryota, Fungi, Ascomycota, Eurotiomycetes, Chaetothyriales, Herpotrichiellaceae. Gene Ontology annotation, molecular function: ubiquitin protein ligase activity. Gene Ontology annotation, biological process: protein polyubiquitination; protein monoubiquitination. The record is from RefSeq and is a predicted model, not a curated record. The transcript has a single exon. The coding region runs from base 25 to 1095 and encodes 356 amino acids.